AUGUCUAAAAGGAGGAUUUUGGGCAAGUCGGAUGGUUUGCCAGGAACACCGAGACCUGCAACUUUUUUAGCGCAGAAUGGUCAAGCCAAAUCUCAAAGUGACAACUUCAUCUGUCCAAUGUGUAAUUUGCCGAUGAAAUCGCUCACCCAAUUGAACCACCAUGUCGACUCAAUACACUUGAAUAUUCCAACGCAUAAUGAACCGUUGGAUAGUGAAAUUGGAAAAAGCUUAGAGAGAAGAACCACGUCAUCGAGUCCGCCGGGAAGCACAAUAUCAAUUACUAGUUCGGGUCAAAAACAGCAUAAACGAGUUGACAGUAAGGGAACAACCUCAUCACGCUCUACUACCAUAUCUAGGGGUCCUCUUCGUCUUCCAACCGGGCACUUUGUUCGGCCCUCCAAUGGAAUGAAAUGCUCAGAUCCCAGAUGUCACCAUAAGAUUGGAUUGAAACAUGGCACUAUAAAUUGCUCCAAAUGUGGAAGGAUAUACUGCUCGGAACACUGUCAUAUACCAUUGAAGCUAAAUGCAAAUCUAGAAGUUGUUGAUAGCAAUUCUCUGGAAGGUAUAUGGUCUAAAUGCUGUUUGCAAUGUUUGAAUGAUUAUGAUGGAUGGAGUGGCGUUAUUGGUAACGUCCCUCUCGUUGACAAGACUAACGAUUUCAUUCGUAUGAGGAAAACAAAAAUAGAGGACGAAUCACUUCGAAACUUGGUACUUGAGAAAAGGGUCGAGAAGGUCUUCAGUUGGAUUGUCAAUACAUUCAACAGUUCCGGGAAGUUUUCUGAAACCGAAUUGAGGGUUUUUGAAGCCCAAUUGGCAGAUUGGCAAGAUGGGCACUCGGUAUCAGAAUGUCCUAUUUGCCACACAGCUUUCGGGUUUUUCAUCAGGAAACAUCAUUGUCGAAUAUGCGGAGAUAUAGUUUGCGGAGACCUAAGAAAAGGAUGCUCAAUGGUUGUUCCGUUGGGAAUAAUAUUCGAUCUGAUGAAACCAGACGAAAACUUGAACUCGAAAAAUCAAGAGAUUGAAUACGAAAAGAUAGAGCAUUUCUUGAAAAAAGAUAUGUUUGGAGUACGAGUUUGCUCUAAUUGCAAACGAAGGGUAUUCAACAAAAAAGUUUUUGAGGUCGACAAGCUUAAAUCUGAGAAUGGCGAUUUCAUGCGUUCUUAUAAAAUGUGGAAAAUGAUCUCAAAGAAGAUUCAAACAGAAAAUAUGACGGAUAUAAAAAAUGAUGAAGAAAAUGCAAUGCUUGUGAGGCUUUUCACCAGACUAGAUAAACUUGCGAAACAAAUCCAGAAAAUCAAAUCAGAAAGUCAGCUAUCAAUCGAUGAGCUAAAAAUGUACAAUACUUUGGAAUCUGCAAUUGUAAACUAUGUACAGGCCAAGCUGCCAAUCUUGAGGAAGGCUCAAGAAGAAAAGUUGACUCGUGAGAGGGAAGUUUUACAAGAGUUGAUUGAUGGGAAACCUAAGUUGAGUAUGCGUGAUUUACGUGAAAAGCGUGAAAAGUUGAUGGUACUUAAUGAGCAGAAAUAUGUGGUGGAGAGUAUGUAUCAAGAUUUCAAGAAACAGCGUAGGUUCGAUGACUUGAAGGCACUUGAUUCAAACUUAGAAGAUAUAGAAAGGGAAAUUCAACAGCUUACGGAGGAAUUGGGCGAUGAUGCGUUUCAUUAA
Molecule: messenger RNA, 1665 nt
Organism: Pichia membranifaciens NRRL Y-2026
Lineage: Eukaryota; Fungi; Ascomycota; Pichiomycetes; Pichiales; Pichiaceae
Exons: 1
Coding region: 1-1665 (554 amino acids)
Molecular function (GO): metal ion binding
Source: RefSeq, a predicted model, not a curated record